UCAUUUACAUUUCCCUCUUAAUUUCCUUCCUUCCACUUCCUCUCAUCCAAAGCGUAGCCCCUUCUCUCACACAUCACCGAUUACCCCAACUCUCUCACUUAUCCUUCUUUCCCCGUCCUUCACACCCAUCCAAACAAGCUUUCAAAUUCUAAGGUUUCAAUUUCCCCUCAUAAACUCCGUUGAUCGGCGUACUUCCGUUGGACCACAUUACACGGAAGCGCCGCAAUUAGGGUUCAGGUUCAGUUCUUUGCGUUUGCAAUCGAAGAUUGAAUUUUAUCGUCUUUCGAUUCUUUUAUUCGGAUUGCGUUAUGUUCACACCGCAGAGGAGGCAGUCGCCAGCGAUUACAUUAACUCCUCGAAGCGAGGUGCGUAAGAGCGGUGCCGUAAAUGUGGCUUCGACUAACCUGAAGAUUGGAGGUAAGGGUAAAGAGGUAGCGUUUACUGAUGGAUCAAUGCCACCGCCGCUGCCGCCGCCGCCGCUUCCACCGCCGUUGGGUUCGCUGAGUGGUAAUGGUGCGGAGUUGGAUAGUGAAGAUAUGGGUGAUUGGAAGCGGUUUAAGGAAGCGGGUCUAUUAGAUGAAGUGGUCAUGGAGAGAAAGGACCGUCAGGCGCUUCUUGAGAAGGCCUCGAGGCUUGAAAAGGAGCUUUUUGAUUACCAAUAUAAUAUGGGGCUUCUCCUUAUUGAGAAGAAAGAGUGGAAUUUGAAAUAUGAAGAACUAAGGCAAGCAUUAGCAGAAACUCAGGAGAUCCUUAGGCGUGAGCAGUCAGCACAUAGAAUUGCAUUCUCUGAAGCUGAGAAGAGGGAGGGAAAUUUAAGAAAAGCUUUAAGCACUGAGAGGCAGUGUGUGGCUGGUUUUGAAAAGGCUUUCUGUGACUUGCAAGAGGAGCGUGCACGGAUCAAGCAUGCUUCUGAUUCAAAGUUGGCUGAUGCAAAAGCUUUAGCUGUUGGGAUGGAAGAAAAAUCUGUGGAGGUGGAAGAAAAGAUGCGUGUUGCUGAAGCCAAGCUUGCUGAAAUCAACAGAAAGAAUUCAGAGUUGGAUGUGAAAUUGCAAGAGUUGGAAGCUCGUGAAAGUGUGCUUCAGAGGGAGUGUCUCUCUUUAAAUACUGAGAGAGAAGCACACGAGGCAACUUUCUACAAACAAAGAGAAGAUUUACUUGAGUGGGAGAGGAAACUACAGAAAGAUGAAGAGAGAUUAUUUGACCUUCGAAGAACUCUCAACCACAGAGAGGAAAAGGCAAAUGAAAAUGACAAGAUUCUUGAGCAGAAAAACAGGGAUCUAGAGGAGACUGAAAAGAAGAUUGAUUUAUCUUUUGCAAAGUUGAAGGAAAAGGAAGAUGAUAUAAAUAAUCGACUCUCAGAUUUGACUGCAAAGGAGAAGAAAGCUGACUCUAUGAGAAGCAUCCUGGAGAGGAAGGAGAAUGACUUACUUGCCUUGGAAGAAAAUCUUAGUGCUAGAGAAAAAGUGGAAGUUCAGCAGCUUGUUGAUGAGCAUCGGGCUUCUCUGGAUACUAAAACGCAAGAGCUUGAGUUAGAACUAGAGGAUAAGAGGAAGGAUCUUGAUGAUGAAUUGAGAAGCAAGGUCGAGGUAUUAGGGCAACGUGAAGUUGAAAUUCUUCAUAGGGAGGAAAAAUUGAGGAAACGAGAACAAGCUUUGGAUAGGAAGUUGGAGAGAGUGAAGGAGAAAGAAAAGGACCUUGAUGUAAAAACAAAAGGUUUGAAGGAUAAAGAAAAGUCUAUGAAGGCUGAGCAGAAAAAGUUGGACCUUGAUCAUCAAAAAUUGCUUUCUGAUAAAGAGAGCUUGCAAGUUCUCAAAGAUGACUGUGAGAAGAUAAGGUCUGAAAUUGCUCAGCAGGAAUUGCAGAUUGGUGAAAAGAGUGAAAAUCUUAAAAUAACUAGUAAUGAGAGGUUAGAGCACCUCCGGUUGCAGGCAGAAUUGAAACAGGAAUUGGAGAAGUGCAGGCGUCAUGAGGAAUUCCUUUUAAAAGAAAGCGAAGAUUUGAAAGAGGACAGAGAUAAGUUUGAGAAGGAGUGGGAAGUGCUGGAAGGGAAAAGAACUCAACUUAGUAAGGAGCUAAACAAAAUUAUUGAAGAGAGGAAGCAUUUUGUGAAGUUGCAGUGCAAUGAACAGGAAAGGCUGAAGAAAGACGAAAAUGCAAUGAAGGAGUACAUUCAGAGGGAGUUGGAGGCUGUUAGACUUGAAAAAGAAUCAUUUGAAGUGAGAAAGAAGCGUGAGCAGCUUGUUUUAUCCGAAAAUGCUGAAAUGGAGCAUGAUCAAAUGGUGCGAAACUUUGAAUCACAGAGAAGCAAUUUUGAGGCUAAUCUGGUGAGUAGGCGGGAGGCAAUGGAGAAAGCCAUGCGAGAAAGGGAGAGGUUAUUUGAUGAGCAGAGGGAGAGAGAACGUAAGGAUAUAAGUUACUUAAAAGAAGUUGCUCAUAAGGAAUUGGAAGAAAUACGCGCUGAAAAGCAUAAAAUAGAAAAAGAAAAGCAAGAAGUUGCUAAAAACAAGGAGAAGCUAGAGGGACAGCAAAUUGGAAUGCAAAAAGACAUUGAUGAGCUUGUGAUGCUUAGCAAUAAGCUACGGGACCAACGGGAACAGGUUAUCAGGGACAGAAAUCUCUUCCUUACAUUUGUUGAGAAGCAUAAGAGCUGCAAGAACUGUGUAGACAUUACUAGUGAGUUUAUACUUUCUGAUCUUCUGCCUCCUGACAUGGAAGACAGGAGGAUCCUUCCCCUUCAAAGGCAAGCGGAUGAAAUUUUGAGGAAUGAUCAAGAUGAUGUGGAUGUUACUGUUGUUAUGAAUGUCAACAGAUCUCCUAGUGAACAUGAUUUGGGAUAUUCCAAUUCUCAAGAGCGCAUGUCUUGGUUCCGUAAAUGCACUUCGAAGAUUUUUAGCAUAUCACCUACUAAAAAGAAAGAGCAUGUUUCAGUUCCAAUUUUGGCAGAAGAAAAGACUGAUGGAUUUGGUAUGCUUGCCAGUAAAGCAGCUAGAGGUAGUGUUGCUGGAGAUGAAUUUGAGCAGCUUCAUUUUGAUGCCAUUAAAGGAAAGGCAGAUGGAUAUUCCAUGUCUGUUGAUGAUCACGGUAAUAUGGACAGUAAGGUAGAGGAUGCUGAACAAUCUGAGCUGAAGAGUAGUCGAAGUAAACCUGGGAGGAGACGCAAGGGUGGAAUAAGUAGAACACGUUCAGUUAAAGCAGUCGUUGAAGAUGCAAAGCUGUUUCUUGAGAAAAGCUCAGAAGGACCUGAACAUUAUGCAAAAAAGGUACAGUCUAAUGAUAUUUAUCAAAACAUUGAUGAAAGUAUAGAGAAGCCAGCCAGCAACAUUGCCAGGAAGCGGGAACGUGCACCAACUGAAACUGAGCAGGAUGCUGGUGAUAGUGAAGGAUGUUCCGAGAGUGUAACAACUGGUGGUCGCAGGAAGAGGCGACAAAUGGUGGCUUCAGCAAUUACUCCAGGGCAAAAGCGCUACAAUCUUAGGCGACACAGGACUGCUGGGGCACCCUCUGCCAAUGAAGCAUUUUCUGGCUUGACCAAGACAGGGGAGAAAGAAGCUGAUGGCGGUGCUUCUGUUGAACCAACACGAAAACCUGAAACUGCGCUUGCAUCGUCACUUGGAGUUGCUAGUGAGACUGGCAAGUCUACAGAUGCAUUGAAGGUCACAACACUAAAAAAUGUGGAGUUCUCACAGGAUAGGGCAGUCAGGGCUGACAUAUCAAAAUCUAUUGAGAUUAUGGAGUUGAGUGAGGAAGUAAAUGGUACUACAGAAUAUGGGGAUGAAGAUGAGAAUGGCAGCACAAUCCAUGAGGAGGAUGAAGAGGACUAUGAUGUUGAUGAUGAGUUGGAGCAUCCUGGCGAAGUUUCCAUAGGGAAAAAGAUCUGGACCUUUUUUACUACAUGAUGGAUGACUUAUGUUUUGUGUCUUUACUGUCUAAUUGGAUCAGAUCAACUGUGAUCUGCACAUUUUAGUUAGUAUAGGUCAUGUUGCAUUUCCGAUGAACUCAUUCAGCAAUUCCUGUAUCCAUCCACCAUUUAUGUAGUCUGUACCAGGUACCAUGGUGGAAUCAACAUAAUCUUUUUCCUAUCAUAUGCGACAUGGAGAGGCAGGAUGAGCAAUGUUAGGAACAUUUAUCUUAAGAAUCA
Hevea brasiliensis (rubber tree) is the source of this 4138-nucleotide messenger RNA. Its product is annotated as nuclear matrix constituent protein 1. Gene Ontology annotation, biological process: nucleus organization. NCBI's taxonomy places the organism in Eukaryota, Viridiplantae, Streptophyta, Magnoliopsida, Malpighiales, Euphorbiaceae. The record is from RefSeq and is a predicted model, not a curated record. The coding region runs from base 309 to 3896 and encodes 1195 amino acids. Gene Ontology annotation, cellular component: nucleus. The transcript is spliced from 8 exons.